GUACGUGCUGGAAAAAAUUGUUAUGAAUUAGUACACAUCAAAUUUAGCGAAGAUAAGAAACUGAUAAGCGUUCGACAAAUUAUAUCCUACCUAACGUUACAUCAACAAGAAAUGCUGCGUAAAGAGCCUAAACUCCGUUCGAAGUUCAAUAACAGAACGCUGGAGCAAAAAAUGCUGGAAUUCACGAACCAAAAGGAACUACUAGAAGAAUUUGUUGCUAAAUCAUCAACCAAACAAGCCAAAAAUAACAAUGAUGAAUUCAAAAUGAUAAAACGAAGCUUACGUAACAAUCUGUCGACUGAUAAGCAAGCUGAAUUUGACUCAAUCCUGAAAGAAGUUGUCAAAAACGACACAGAACGAAACUUGAUCAAGUCCACUGCUAACCAAAGAUACAACCUACGAAAACGGAAUAAAAAACUAAAUUAUGAUGAGAGUAUUGCGCAUGUUUCAACCAAACAAUACAGAAAGCGGUUUCUAGCUAUCAAUUAUCUCGUUGUUAAAAUCCUCUCUGACUCUCAACGUACUAACUUCAUCAAGUUAUAUUCGUCCGUGCGAAAACCUGAGUGAAUUUUUCAAAAUUGAUUUUAUUUUGGUGUUCACUUACGUAAUACCGAUUGAACGUGUUGAAUUUCACUUGCGAAGAAUUCUUCCAGUUUCCAGUUCGUUAUUAUUUACGUAAAUUGUUCCAGCAAUAUCAAGAUGGCUGACAACUCGACGAAUGAUUAUUCCAUCUCGCUUCCAACAUGUGGCAUUUGUAAGUUUGCCCUCCUGCCAACUCAAGCACUCGUGAGGACUUCAUCAUGUUCUCAUGUGCUUCAUGAACGUUGCCGUAAGGAAAUAAUCUAUGACUUCGGACCUGAAUUCCGCAUUCCUACGCCUUGUAUGGUGCCUAUGUGCACUGGGCAGUUGGAUGAUCGAACCAUUUAUCCAGUGACUUUUACAGUGCAACGGUUUCCUCUAUUGAUCGACGAAUCGGAGUACCUAGAAAACAUGAUAGAUCUCGAGCGACAGCUGUCUGAACUACAUGUUGAGCAUACAAAUAUCCGCAGAGAGAGAAGUCAACUAAUGAUAGAGCUCCACGAAGCUAAUCAUCGAAACUUACUUACUGAACGUAGAGAAGCUAAUACGAUUAACGAAUUGCGACUACAGAUUGAGCAAUUAUCAAUAGAAGCACCAAGAACACAACGUAACGAAAACAGACCCUGUGACAAUCGGAACGUACUUGCCGAAUGCCAUCAUUUCUUACCAAGGACUUUACGUAAUGUAAUGGAAGUAAUCCGGGAACUAGAUUUACAUAUCUGUACAAAAAUACCUCAGACGUUAAUGGAUUCCAACUCAUUCGAACGAGAUCACGACUACGCUUACGUUACGAGAUACUUAGCAAAUUCGCCAUCUGGUAGCACUACGACUUACUUCCUAAACGGCGUCAUGUGUAUGGGCGAUGGCCUAGUACACGACUUAGUGGAUUUAGCGAUUACCAAUAAUCAAGAAAGAAGAAAAAGAUGGAGGACUAACUCAUUAUCCAGAGCCGGAAUCACAAGAAAAACAUUAAUCGAAAACAUCGACAAAUAUUUGAUCAGAAUACCGCGAUCGAUUCUAAUUUCUUUCGGCGAAGCGCAAAUCGACGAUGCGGCAAGAAAGCAUGAAACCUACGACGACAUCAAGGCGAUAAUAAAACAUCUUAUCUACCGCGGCGUUAAUCAAAUAUUCCUAGCACCUAUACCGAACAGAAGAGUUGGAUCAAUUAAUCACCGUGCGAGAAAUUGCUACAGGGCAUUUCUACAAAAUCAAGCAGAUGGUGUUAUCGUACACUACCUACGAGGGCUGGAAGAAAUCAUUGAUGAGCAAAUUCCAGAUUACGUUAUCGGGUCUCAAUCUCUAGUAUUGUCACCAGAAACACAUCUACAGAUAGCUUUAUUCUUAAUCGAACGAUUUGUUGCACACGCAGACUAAAGACAUCUCUCAUCACUUUCACGUAAUAAAUUUAGUUCAAUAAUCAAUCUAGAAAUAGAAAUAUCGAUUCACAUUACGUAAGAUAAACCUGUAAUAAGAAGAAAUAUAUCAAUUUUAGUUAUUAGUUAUAAUCUAUAUCAAGAAGAAGAAUAAAAUUAUCAUUUUCCUUACCUGUGUCGAAUUAUUUUGAUAACAUACGUGUUCAAUUUAUAACCUGAGUAAAGAUGACAAAAGCUGAAUAUCAUUCUCAAAUUAAGGAGAAGUAAAUUUUAAUUCAUCACUGCAAAU
This is a messenger RNA of Planococcus citri (citrus mealybug), 2241 nucleotides long. RefSeq lists its product as uncharacterized. Lineage: Eukaryota; Metazoa; Arthropoda; Insecta; Hemiptera; Pseudococcidae. The coding region runs from base 700 to 1953 and encodes 417 amino acids. The record is from RefSeq and is a predicted model, not a curated record. The transcript is spliced from 2 exons.